GGGACUGGGCGAGAUUAUCUCUUCUUCUUCUUCUUCCUCUUGAGAAAUCGUCGUCUUCAUCCAGCACUCCUCGAAAUCACUCCACCACCAGAUCUUCCCACCAUGCCCAAGUGGCCCAGCUGGCUCGGGUCCAACGACCGCGACCGACACUCCAACAUCCACGACGAACUCCACCGUCUCCUCCCCUCUCACAACGACCACGUCAUCACCUCCGCCAUUCCCGCCAAAGAAGUCACCCUCGUCGCCCUCCGCCUGAAAUACCAGCUCGAAGCCGUCAUCCCCUGCGAACUCCCCGAAGAUCGCAUCACCCGCCCUCACAGCGAUGUCAUCACCGACGCUGUGGUCAAGACGGCCAAGUCGGCCGGGAAAGUCAGUGGAUCCGACGACGACCAUGCGAGUUGUGUGGUGUACUGUCUCUUGAUCUGCAAGAAUUGGUUCAAGAGGCAGGCUAUGCUGGAGUUGUGGGAUGCGGAUCUGCAUGAGCUGAGAGCAACGGCUUGCGAGGUGGUGGCUAAGCAUAUUAUUGAGGAGGAGGAGAACUUGAAUUAUCUCAUGCAGGACUUGCUGUUGAAGAGGUAUAGCAUUGUGGUGGACGGAGAGGAUACCAAGCCCGCCAAUGCGAUUGAGAAGGCGGUGGAUAUGCAUGCGGUCAGAGUGAUUGGAAGCUCGGGAUAUCAAAAGUGCAUUGCGCAUCUCUGGCGUGGUUGGCUGGUGCAGGACGAUUCGGACCCGUCUCGCUUUACGGACUACAAGCUGAAGACGUCCACCAACUACUGGGACCACUUCGACCCGGAUCGCAUGCGAGUGCCGCAGUAUCAAAACGCCGUGCAAGUCGUCAUCUCGAUCGUCUACCUGGCCUUGUACACCGGAGCCAUCAACAGCAUCAACCCCGAGGGAGAUCUCGACAUCGUAGAAGGGCUGCUCUACAUCUUCACUCUUGGCUUCAUCUGCGAUGAAGCUACCAAAUUCUUCAAGAUCGGCCGCUUCUACUUUGGCUUCUGGAACAUCUUCAAUUCGACGUUGUACUCCCUUCUGACCAUCUCCUUCAUCCUCCGCAUGAUCGCUCUCGCUCAUCCCCAGGAUACCAACGACCGCGACCGCUUCAACGCCCUCUCCUACAACUUCCUCGCCUUCUCCGCCCCCAUGUUCUGGAUGCGGCUGAUGCUGUACCUUGACUCCCUCCGCUUCUUCGGCGCUAUGCUCGUCGUGUUGAAAGUCAUGAUGAAGGAGUCCCUCAUCUUUUUCGCGCUCCUCAUCGUCGUCCUCAUCGGUUUCUUCCAAGCUUUCAUCGGCUUCGAUCAGGUCGACAACUCCAUCGACGCGACCAACUUCAUCACGAAAAAUAUGCUCAACGCCAUCAUGGGCGCCGCGGAAUUCGACGGGUGGGACAAUUUCGCUCCCCCGUUUGGCUUGAUCCUCUACUACAUUUACAACUUUGUUAUUGUGGUCAUCCUGCUCAACAUCCUCGUGGCACUGUACAAUUCCGCGUACGAGGACAUCACCGGCAACGCAAUCGACGAGUACCUCGCCCUGUACGCCCAGAAAACAAUGCAAUUUGUCCGCGCGCCGGAUGAGAACGUGUACAUCGCACCCUUCAACUUGGUGGAAAUCGUGUUCCUCGUGUUGCCAUUCGAGUGGUGGAUGCCAUCGCAUCGAUACGAGCAGCUCAACGAUGCGGUCAUGGGGAUUGUGUACUCUCCCGUGCUAGUUCUCACCGCUCUUCUGGAAACGAGGACUGCGAGAAUGGUCAAGUUCAAUCGCAGCAGGAAUGAAAGUGAUGAUGAUACGGUUGAGGAGUGGGAGCAAUUGGAACAGGAAAUGGAUGUGGAGGGGAAUGGCUGGGCGAAGAGAGUGGAGGAGAGUUCGCCGAAUGUGGUUGUUGACGGGACGCUGGUUGAGGUGAGGAAGUUGAUGGAAGAGGUGAAGGAGUUGAAGAGGUUUGUUAGGGAGAUGACGCCGGGGCCGGAGGGGUCGAAGUAG
Messenger RNA from Zymoseptoria tritici IPO323, 1980 nucleotides. RefSeq names its product receptor-activated Ca2+-permeable cation channel. The record is from RefSeq and is a predicted model, not a curated record. NCBI's taxonomy places the organism in Eukaryota, Fungi, Ascomycota, Dothideomycetes, Mycosphaerellales, Mycosphaerellaceae. The transcript has 2 exons. The coding region runs from base 103 to 1980 and encodes 625 amino acids.